Molecule: messenger RNA, 921 nt
Organism: Colletotrichum godetiae
Lineage: Eukaryota; Fungi; Ascomycota; Sordariomycetes; Glomerellales; Glomerellaceae
Exons: 2
Coding region: 122-628 (168 amino acids)
Source: RefSeq, a predicted model, not a curated record
GCAGCAGCGCAUCAGAUCGCAUCAUCCUAGGCGGUUCUUGGUCUCUCCGUCAAUCAUUUCGUCGUACUACCGUCUUCUAUCUCAAGUUUUUUGUAUCCGCGCACCGUCUGCUUUCAACUUUAUGAACAGUAGCCGGCACAUUGUUAAUGUUUAUGUCAUGCCAAUUGACACUAACAAGGGCCACGAUGAUUUACGCCAAUCAACCACCAAUGAGUUAGUUGUCUGUCGCAACUCCCAUUUCUUGCUUAUCCCGCCGGACACACUUGUGACCUCCAACGCAUUCAAAACAGUGCAAACGAAAAGGGGGGGUGCCAGAGUCGGAAAACCCCUUUUCCACCUUCCAAGAAGCGCUGUCAGGUUGUCAGCAAACGACGGAUCUACGGUUCAACUCGAAACGCAGCGAGUUACCCUAUCUAGGAACUCCCGAAACUGGAGCGCGUGGAUGAGGAUGAGCAGCCUCUUGGCCUGCGCUCGCACCUAUUGUCGGGCCCGGCCUGGACCCCAUGCUCAUUGUUCUUCUCGAGUUUUGGGCAGCGGCGCGCGCCGGGGGGGAUUCCCACCACCUGGGUUGCAUGGAUAUCGGAAACCGCCCUCUCCUUUACCGCCAAGACCAAAUGUUCCAUCCUGAACUAUUCAUAACCACAUCCCUCAGGCAUUCAUGGUUGCCUUUUUUGUGCUUCGAGCCUUCAACUCCCGAGUCCCCCGCACGAGCCGGGCAACUCGGCAACCGGAGUUGAUGCCUCUUCAAGUUUUGACUCUUGCGCCAGCAAAAGUAUGCUAAAGGCCGUUGUUACACCCACUACCAUCAGAGAAGAAACCAUGCUCACGAUCGCUCGCGUUGUUCACUGCAUGCAGACUGCUGUCUCAUUCGCCUGUGGAGCCCGCAGACACUGGUGUUUCGCUACUUGAGUUCCAAAUUGG